Messenger RNA from Castor canadensis (American beaver), 2921 nucleotides. NCBI's taxonomy places the organism in Eukaryota, Metazoa, Chordata, Mammalia, Rodentia, Castoridae. The record is from RefSeq and is a predicted model, not a curated record.
AUGGACCUGGUCGUCAUGCAGGAGCUGAUCCACGCAGAGAGCCACCAAGACUCUGAUGCCUUGCAGCGAGCUUACCAGCUGAUCAAGUCUGCCAAUCUGGGGAAGUCAGAACUGGAUCCCUGGGAAAGCUUCAGCCCUGACCUGUUUGUGCUGUGUGCAGAGCAGGCCCUUAAGAUGGGACAGCGAGAGGUAAGUGAAGACUGCAUCCAGAUGUACUUCAAGGUGAAGGGGCCGGUCACCCAGUUCCUGGGCCGAGCACAUCUGUGUAGGGCCCAGUUGUGUGCCCCACAGGAGGACAACCUGGAGGAAUUUGAAAAUUGUGUAACUCAGUACAUGAAGGCUAUAAACUUUGCAAAAGGAGAACCAAGGUACUACUUCCUGGUGUACAACGCAUCAGUGCUCUACUGGAAUAUGGUGAGGCCAUUUCUCAAGCCUGGAUGUCACCAGCAUGUGAUCCCCAGCCUCUCCCAAAUUGUCAACGUGUUAAAUCAGACAGAGGAAGAAGACAAGGAGUGGAGAGCUGAGCUGAUGCUGGAACUUCUUGAGUGUUACCUGCAGGCUGGAAGGAAGGACGACGCCGUCAAGUUCUGCUCCACGGCGGCGCCCUUCAUAAAAGCCAACGUGCCACACAAGUACCGGCACAUCUUCUCAGUCAUGGUUCGCCAUGAAUUAGCGGACGUGCUUCAGUUAAAGAGAGAAAAGAAAAACUCCAUCAGCCUGUCUGUGUCUUUCCACAUUAACACUCUGAAAGCAAAAUUGGAUAAAAAUGAUUUGCCCGAAGACCUUGACUCUGUUCUGAAGAAGGCCUACAAACACCUGAGUCACUACAAUCACCAGUGCUUCCCUUCCAUCAGAGAGGAAAAAAUACUUUUGCUUUUUGAAUUAGCUCGUCUUUCUCUGACCUUGAAAUGUGAGGAGAUGGUCUCUAAUUGCAUCUUGGACCUGAAGAAAAUUGAAAGCAAAGAUCCUGGGAAACUGAUUGAGAUCGAAUGUCUGGAGUGUGAAUUGGAAGCUUUGCGACUUGAAAGUAAAGUUAAAGUCUACAUCCGCACAGCCGUGGAGGCCCUGUUGAGCAUCAUCAAGAGGCUGGACAUGGCACUGCAGCGUUCCAUCCCUGGGGACCCCCGGGCCAUCCAUGUGGUGUGCACCACGCAGUGGAACACCUGCCUGCCCCUGCUGCAGCACAGCCUGCGGUACCACCUGCGGAAGCCUCUCACCAACAUCGCUGAGAUCCUGGAGAAGGUGGACAGCCUCAUGACCCUGCUACGCUGUCAAGUGCACAUGGAGCUGGCACAUAUUGAAGAAGACGAGGACCGUCUGGAGCCUGCCAUGGAGCACCUGCGGAAGGCCAUGUGCCUGGAUGGCCUGCACCUCUACCAGGACAAGCUUGAGACGGCCUUCAACCGGCUGAGCCUAUGCACCAUGCUGUACCAGUCCCCUGAGCGCGCCGAGGACAAGGCUAUCAUGGCCAUUGAACAGGCCAAAAAAGCUAUCCUGAAAGACAAUGUCAGGAAGAAGCGGGCGCUCCUGGUGAACGCGGGGCUGGCCCUUGCCCCCGACACCUUCCAGGUUGUGCUGGACAGUGAGAACGAGGCCAAAGUUUCUACUGGGAAAAUCCGGGGCCGGUUCACCUAUCUGUGCGCAAAGGCACGCCACUACAUGUUCAGUGUGGACAAAGCUGCUGGGCACCUACGGCGUCUGGGGAACGAGAACGACAGAGAAAGAAUUCAGAUUUGGGCAAGUCUGGCCAAGGUUGCCCGAAAGCAGGGCGUGUGGGAUGUCUGCCGGGCAGCAAGCCGCUUCUGCCUCCUCUACGACAACAUCAAGACAAGGAAGCCAAUGAGACUGAAGCGAGGAAGGAGGAAGAAAGUUGCCAAUGGCUCCUCGCAGGACAUCUGGGGCCAGUCUGAGGUGGGCCUGCAGAAGCCAGUGCCCCAUGAUCUGCUGAGGAAGUUCGCAGAGGUGGGGUUCAUCAACGCCGAGGCCACCGUCCACUUGCUGCGCUCAGAAGGUGUGGAGCUGAAUGACCAGGCCAUCCCACCUGAAGACACUAGCCAGCAUCCAGCUGGCUAUGUGCCUGAGCCUCCAGACACCAACACAGAGUGGAUCACGUACAGAACCUGGAUAGAAAGCCUGUCACGCUAUGCCAUGAGUAACUGGCUGCGCUCUGCAGAUAUUGGGCAGGAGAUAGGGGAACCCUGGAUCGUGCAGAACGCUGUGGUCUAUGUCCUGAACCACAACCACCAUCUCAUCGUGGCUGGGCGGCAGAAGGAGCUUGUGGACGCCUUGGACCACCUCCUGAGCAUCGUCAAGGUCACAGGUCACAGUGGGGACUCUGUGUUGCUUGCUAUGCUGUGCAAUGCCCUGGCUCGAGGCCUCAUCAUCAACUGGAUUCCUACCCAGACCCCUGAAAAGCUGAAAAGGUCUGUGCGGCCAGUUAUGUUUCACACUCCCUUGGACUCGGGAGCCACCUCUGAGACCAGGACAGCAGUGGAGGUGUGCGAGUUUGUGCUGAACCUGACCAAUGGGAACAUGCCCGAGGAGGUGGUCCCCAUCAAAGUGCGACAGCAGGUCAUCGCCACCUGGGUGAAAGCCAAGCAGCUGCUGCAGCAGCAGAUCGGACAGCGGCUGGGCACCGAGGAGCAGAGCACGGAUGAGGACAUCAGCUCCAUGACCAGAGUCCUUGUCGCCCUUGAAAUGUACUCGUGCAACGGACUGGGUCUCAUGGACUUCACCGUGCCCUCCCUGGCCCAGGUGGUGAAAAUGGCUUCUGAGUGCAACUGGUCGGACCCCGUGGUGGAGCUGCAGACCCUGACACGCCUGACGCACUUUGCCUACGCGGCCCAUGACCAUGAGGUCACCAUGGCAUGCUCUCAGAAGGCCACGCAGAUGGGCAUCAGAUACCUGAGGACAUUUGAUCA